GCGCGUGAGCGCGCGCGCCGGCCGCGUGGUUGGGCGCGGCGCCGUUGCCCCGCCCCGCGAGGCUCCGCCUCCCGCGCGCCGGCGUCGGCUGCGUCUCCGGCAUUUGAAUCGCGCUUCCGCCAUCUUUCCAGCCUCAGUCGGACGGGCGCGGAGACGCUUCUGGAAGGAUCGCCGCGAUGGCCGCGCAGGGAGAGCCGCAGGUCCAGUUCAAGCUCGUCCUGGUGGGCGACGGCGGGACCGGGAAGACGACGUUCGUGAAGCGUCACCUGACGGGCGAGUUCGAGAAGAAGUAUGUAGCCACGCUGGGCGUCGAGGUCCACCCCCUGGUCUUCCACACCAACCGAGGCCCCAUCAAGUUCAACGUGUGGGACACGGCCGGCCAGGAGAAGUUCGGCGGCCUGAGGGACGGCUACUACAUCCAAGCCCAAUGCGCCAUCAUAAUGUUUGAUGUAACAUCAAGAGUUACUUACAAGAACGUGCCUAACUGGCAUAGAGAUCUGGUGCGAGUAUGUGAGAACAUCCCCAUUGUGUUGUGUGGCAACAAAGUGGACAUCAAGGACAGGAAAGUGAAGGCAAAGUCUAUCGUCUUCCACCGGAAGAAGAAUCUCCAGUACUACGACAUUUCUGCCAAAAGUAACUACAACUUUGAAAAGCCCUUCCUCUGGCUCGCUAGAAAGCUCAUUGGAGACCCUAACUUGGAGUUUGUCGCCAUGCCUGCUCUCGCCCCACCGGAGGUGGUCAUGGAUCCAGCCUUGGCCGCGCAGUAUGAGCAUGACCUUGAGGUUGCUCAGACCACCGCUCUCCCGGAUGAGGAUGACGACCUGUGAGAAGGCGAAGCUGGAGCCGGCGUCAGAAGUCUAGUUUUAUAGGCAACUGUCCUGUGAUGUCAGCGGUGCCGCGCGUGUGCCACUUUAUUACCUAGCUAAGCAGAACAUGUGCUUCAUCUUUGGGAUGCUGAAGGAGAUGAAUGGGCUUCAGAAUGAAUGUGGCAGUUAAAUACCUUCAUUUUUUGGACUUGCAUACUUAGCUGUUUGGAAAGCAGUUGUUUCCUUCUUGAGUUUCAAAGAUAAGACUGCUACAGUCACAUCACAAUAUCCAGUGGUGAAACCUUGUUUGUUACUGUCAUUCCCAUUCCCUUCGUUUAGAAUCAGAAUAAAGUUGUAUUUCAAGUACCUAA
Messenger RNA from Dipodomys spectabilis (banner-tailed kangaroo rat), 1177 nucleotides. It is a transcript of the gene Ran, whose product is annotated as RAN, member RAS oncogene family. The coding region runs from base 177 to 827 and encodes 216 amino acids. The transcript has 7 exons. The record is from RefSeq and is a predicted model, not a curated record. Gene Ontology annotation, cellular component: cytoplasm; nucleus. Gene Ontology annotation, molecular function: GTP binding; GTPase activity. NCBI's taxonomy places the organism in Eukaryota, Metazoa, Chordata, Mammalia, Rodentia, Heteromyidae. Gene Ontology annotation, biological process: protein import into nucleus; ribosomal subunit export from nucleus.